AUGAGCGCCACAGGUAUUCUACCCACAUAUCAACGAUUCGUAAAUGGGUUACCAGUGUCCAGUAGACGAUCAUUUCGUGCUAGAGAAAAGUACGUUAUAUUGCUUGUUUUUAUGACUUUUGGGCUAGUAUGUUUCGGUACAUUCUUCUUCCUGCCCGAAUUCAAAUCUGGAGGCACUGCUGAGAGUGUUUACAAAAUGUACAAUCAAAUGAAGAAAGCAGGACCUGAAUUAUUAAUUCCACCUCCACCUCAUAUGAUUGACACCAGAGAGGCUGUUAAAGUAGUGAAACAUGAGGAACAAGGAGAGGACCCUCAUGUUAUUGGUGAUAGGGCAAAACUCAAGGCCAAAAUAGAGCAAGACAACGCCCUGAAGGUGUUGGAGCGACCCGACAUAGUCAACCCGAGAACAUCGUCGACUAGAAGGAGCGCCGUGAGCCAGCAGGAGCAGCGAAACGAUGCCAAAGACGUGAAAAUACUCGAUGAUAUUCUGACGGUGCCGGCGGCCAUCAGCGAUCGGUAUCCGGUCGUCAAAGGAGGAGAGGACAAGGAUCCUGUUGCUAGAGAACGUAGGAACAAAGUCAAAGAGAUGAUGAAACACGCCUGGUCGAACUACGUGCGAUACGCGUGGGGCAAGAACGAGCUGAAGCCGAUCAGCAAACGGGGCCACGGCGCCAGCAUUUUCGGCGCUCUGCCGUUGGGCGCCACCAUCUUGGACGGGCUUGACACGCUGUACGUGAUGGGCUUGGAUGAGGAGUUUCGGCAGGCGAGGGAUUGGGUGGCCGACGAGUUGGACGUGGAUAAGAUAGCGAAGGAUAUGGUGGCCGACGUUUCGGUGUUCGAAGUCAACAUCAGAUUCGUCGGGGGACUGCUCGCGUGCUUCGCCUUGACCGGCGACACCGUUUUCAAAGAGAAGGCUCAGCAGAUCGCCGACAAGUUGCUGCCGGCCUUCAACACUCCCACGGGGAUUCCCAACGCCUUGGUCAACUUCAAGACUGGGGUAAGCAAGAACUACGGAUGGGCCAGCAGUGGCUCCAGCAUCCUGUCCGAAUUCGGCACGCUCCACCUGGAGAUGUCCUAUCUGAGUGACGUCACCGGCGAUCCCGUCUACCGCUCGAAGGUAGAGCGCAUCAGGAAGGUGCUGCACGAUCUCGACAAGCCGAAAGGGCUCUAUCCCAACUACCUCAAUCCGAAGUCGGGGGUGUGGGGACAACAUCACAUGUCUCUGGGCGCCCUCGGCGACAGCUACUACGAGUACCUGCUGAAGGCGUGGCUGCAGUCGAACAAGGAGGACAAGGAGGCCAGGCAGAUGUUCGACGAGGCGAUGCGCGCCGUCUUCCAGCACAUGCUGAAGACGUCGCCGAACGGGCUCAUGUACUUCGCUGAACUGAAAUUCGAUAGGCCCGAGCACAAGAUGGACCAUUUGGCGUGUUUUUCGGGCGGACUACUGGCUUUGGCAUCGCGGAGUCUACCGAAUGAAGUUUCCGGCAGGUACAUGGAUGUCGCCGAACAGAUAACCCGGACUUGUCACGAAUCCUACGACAGGUCCCAGACCAAGCUUGGCCCAGAAUCUUUCAGGUUCACGGAAGGAUCGGAAGCCAGGGCGUUGAAGAGCUCCGAGAAGUACUACAUCCUGCGGCCGGAGGUGAUCGAGACGUACUUCUACAUGUACCGGCUGACCAAGGACGAGAAGUACCGCGACUGGGGAUGGGAGGCGGUGCAGGCGAUCGAGAAGCACUGCAAGGUGUCUGGCGGAUACACGGGUAUCAAGAACGUGUAUGCCGAGGAGCCGGUACAGGACGACGUGCAGCAAAGUUUCUUCCUAGCCGAGACACUUAAGUAUUUGUACCUACUCUACUCAGACGACAGUCUUCUCUCCUUUGACGAGUGGGUUUACAAUACUGAAGCCCACCCGUUACCUAUAAAGGGGGUGAACCCCUACUUUAGAGAAGCAUCACCAUUAUGA
Molecule: messenger RNA, 1962 nt
Organism: Phaedon cochleariae (mustard beetle)
Lineage: Eukaryota; Metazoa; Arthropoda; Insecta; Coleoptera; Chrysomelidae
Source: the annotation of a GenBank genome assembly